This is a messenger RNA of Saccoglossus kowalevskii, 2219 nucleotides long. RefSeq lists its product as uncharacterized. NCBI's taxonomy places the organism in Eukaryota, Metazoa, Hemichordata, Enteropneusta, Harrimaniidae. The record is from RefSeq and is a predicted model, not a curated record.
UGACAAGGUACGAGUCUAAUGCAGGACUGUGAGGCAGUUUUGGUAACUGUUUUCCGCGGUGUAUUUUAAUACAUUACCACUAACAUUACAUAAUUAUAAACAUUAAACAACAUUAACUGCAUAAGUUCGUAUUCUAUGAACUGUCCUGCGGUCAGCUAACUGAAGAGUUUCAACACUGAGGGCGAUACGACACGAGGGCGGAGCUUAAACUUCUGACAUGUUUGGGUUGUGAUGUUCGUGCUUGUUUACUGUCUGGAGUGAAAUUUCCCAUCAUUUAAAUGUCAAGUAUGGAUGCAAAGAAAGACGGCCUUUUUUCAUGUGAUCAGUGCGAUGUCACAUACUCUACCAGGCAUAAAGUUCAACUGCACAAAUGGCUGACACACUGUGAACGUGAAGAAGAUGAACCUGACAAAUACAACUGUUAUCAAUGUCACAGUAUUUUCCUGGAUCAAUUAAGUUUACAUUCACACCACUGUGUCAAUGAUAAAACUCAAAAUGAAGGGCAUGAUGAAUACAAAGUCAGUAACCAAGGACAGUCACAAUUCAAUGAAACUGUUGGCACCAACUACGAAGAAGAUAAUAUGAAGCAGAAGCAAAAUGAUUUGAAUAAUAACUCGAAGCAUGCACUGAACACUUCUGUUACUAGUCUGAAAUCUGAGUGCACGUAUGAUGAUAAUGAUUUCUCUAAUAGUGAAAGUGCAAGUAAGUUAAAGAUAUCACCGCAUCUACUAAAGACCAAAACAACAGAUGCCUUGAAAUUCACCCCAGGCAGGAACCCAAGCCCAGCAUAUGGAAAAAGAGAGCCAUCUGACAUCAGCUCCGUAGUAUUAGCUCCACGUGUACACACCAGAGGUAGAACUGGCGAAGUCCAUGAACGUACUUUAACAUGUUCUCACUGUGAUAGAAAGUUCUUUAAUAAAUGUAAUCUAGUUAGGCACAUAAAUGCUAAACAUUCAAAUAGCAGCAUUAACUUUCCACACAAACAGCAACAAUUCCCGUGCAAGUUUUGUACUAAAGUGUUGUUAUCGAAAAAUGGUCUUGUUCUUCAUAAUAAAUUCAAGCACCCUGAAAUCUGCAGAGCAAUUAUUAAAAGAGGAAGUACUGCUGAUAAACAGUCAAUAGUUAAACGAUGCAUGAAGAAAAAAGAAUGGAAUAAACAUGAAAUAAAAUGUGUUGAUACAAGCAGGAUUAGGAGGAAACAUUCAACGUGCAAACAAACAAACAGGAAAUUACCGCCUGGUAAAGCGAUAUCUUGUGACAGAUGCCCAAGAACCUUUGCCUCUAUGAGGCAUUUGGGUAUUCAUAUGCGCUCACAUGCUACUAAGAAAUGGUUCCAGUGUGACAAAUGUAUUAGAAAGUACUGCAAUCCAGGAAGCUAUAUCAAGCACCUGAAAGAUGGACACAUUGGGGAAGCAUCACUCUGUAAAUCAAAAGAGAUUUCAAAAGCUAGAAUGCAACCAAAGACAGACGGGGAAUCGUACAUGUAUAAAAAAAAAGAUGCAUCAAAACACGUGAAUGGAAAUGGGAAAGCGACGCAGAUAUUUGACAAAAAACGCCAUGAUUCUUCUGAAAUCCGGAGAUCACCAAAAGAUAGAAAAAUGAGUAAAAGUAGCUUCAGCAGAGAUAAUAACUCCAAACUGCAGAAAAAGAUGAUAAAAUGCAAAUUUUGUUACCAGACAUUUUCUGGCAGAGGUGCCUUAUAUAGACAUAAGUUAAACAGUCACCGUGGUGACACAGAAGAUCCCAGCAUUGCAUCUUCCUCCUAUACGAGUAAUGAUCAAGAAUAUUCUCUUAAAAAUAUUAAAGGCACCAAAAUGCUAAAACCACCAAAACAAAAGUUCAAAUGUGAAUCUACAAACCAGCCAUCAAGAAUUUACAAGGCUUCACUAAAAACUUCAACGCAGUCACCAAUAAGAAGUCAGCCACUAAAAGACUCGCGUGAAGCUUCCUCUAGCAUCAAAACAAAGUUGAGAAAUGCCGUCUUACCAGUGGUAAAAGUGACACCAGUUGUACCUUUGAAAUCAAAUGAUGAUGAAACUUCACUUGAAUCAGGUGAUGUGUUUAAAUGUGGCCACUGCGCUAAAGUAUUCCAGAGUCGUUGGAGUCUAUGCUGUCAUAUGCAAAUCAUGCAUAUUGAGAGAAAGUAUAAAUGUGGAAAGUGCGACUUUGCUUCCAUGUACCCAAGCAAUCUGAACGAGCACAACAAAAUCAAACACUGA